This is a messenger RNA of Ostrinia nubilalis (European corn borer), 621 nucleotides long. Its product is annotated as protein GDAP2 homolog. The transcript has 4 exons. The record is from RefSeq and is a predicted model, not a curated record. NCBI's taxonomy places the organism in Eukaryota, Metazoa, Arthropoda, Insecta, Lepidoptera, Crambidae. Bases 1 to 525 code for a protein of 174 amino acids.
AUGAAGGAUUUAGAGACGCCAUUAGACGCGCUCGCGCGCGCACACCAGCUUCCCUUACAACGACGAGAUCAACCACCGCUUCGCUAUAUGAUCAAGAAGCCCCGGGCGGCGCUGGGCGCACUCGGCGACGCUUAUCUUAUUCUUAUUCUUAUUCUCCUCGACGCGCUCGCGCCGCUGCCCGCGCGCUCUCCUGCGCACACCAGCUUCCCGUACAACGACGAGAUUAACCACCGCUUCGCUAUAUGGCAAGGCGACAUAACGUCUCUGGAGGUGGAUGCCAUCACAAACACAACAGAUGAAACGCUGCUGGAGUGCAACGCCGUCAGCGAGCGGAUCCUGCUCGCCGCCGGGCCCGGGCUCAAGGAGGAGAUCCUCACGAGGGCACUUGAAUGCCGCACGGGCGAGGUUACGGUGACGCCAGGCUUCCGACUGCGCUGCCGCCACGUGCUACACACCGUGGGCCCGGCCUACACGCCCAAGUACCACACCGCCGCCGAGACCUCGCUGCAGAACUGCUACAAGUGAGUGUGACGUCACAGAGUGCCGCACGUGCUGCACACCGUGGGCCCGGCCUACACGCCCAAGUACCACACCGCCGCCGAGACCUCGCUGCAGAACUGC